Molecule: messenger RNA, 618 nt
Organism: Apis dorsata (giant honeybee)
Lineage: Eukaryota; Metazoa; Arthropoda; Insecta; Hymenoptera; Apidae
Gene: Ets65A
Product: DNA-binding protein D-ETS-3-like
Exons: 4
Biological process (GO): regulation of transcription by RNA polymerase II; cell differentiation
Cellular component (GO): nucleus
Molecular function (GO): DNA-binding transcription factor activity, RNA polymerase II-specific; sequence-specific DNA binding
Source: RefSeq, a predicted model, not a curated record
AAGCGGAUCGAGGUUAAUAAGCUCGUCGAUUUAUUAAAGUCAAUCUCUCCUAUUUCAGGGUACGGAAGCAGCUUAUCCAAAUCAGCAUUGGACACGCACACCCACCUCAGGCAGCCUGAUCCCUAUCAAAUGUUCGGAGCGACGAGCAGUCGGCUCGCGAGCUCCGGUUCCGGUCAGAUUCAGCUGUGGCAAUUUUUACUCGAGCUACUGUCGGAUUCGAGCAACGCCGCGUGCAUUACGUGGGAAGGAACCAACGGGGAAUUCAAGUUGACUGACCCCGACGAGGUGGCGAGACGUUGGGGCGAAAGGAAGUCCAAGCCUAAUAUGAAUUAUGACAAAUUGUCGAGGGCUUUAAGGUAUUACUACGACAAGAACAUCAUGACGAAGGUCCACGGGAAGAGGUACGCGUACAAGUUCGACUUCCAAGGUCUGGCGGCAGCGACGCAGCCCGCCGCCGCGGAUCCGGCCGUCAGUCUCUUGGUUGUCAGCGGUUGGCGAAUUGGUUGGGUUGCCAUGGAGAACGCCGGGUAUUCCCUGGAUUCGGGCCCGCCCCAACGGGAAACCCCCAUUCGGGAAAUUCGUGGCGUCGCCGAAGCUGUCGCGGUGCCGGAGGUUUAG